Molecule: messenger RNA, 813 nt
Organism: Lycium barbarum (goji berry)
Lineage: Eukaryota; Viridiplantae; Streptophyta; Magnoliopsida; Solanales; Solanaceae
Exons: 1
Coding region: 1-813 (270 amino acids)
Source: RefSeq, a predicted model, not a curated record
AUGGAGGAAAUUGGUUUUCCAAGAAGAUUUAUUCUCUGGAUACUGGAAUGCAUUAGUACUGUCAAUUAUACUAUUCUGAUCAAAGGUGAAACGACACAACCUUUUGAUGCUGCUAAAGGGUUGAGGCAGGGGGACCCUAUAUCCCCUUUUCUCUUGGCUAUAUCCAUGGAAUACCUUAGUAGGAGUCUAGUUGGGCUGAAGGCUGAUCCUGAAUUCAACUUCCAUCCAAAGUGUGAAAAAUUGGGAAUUACACACAUCAGCUUUGCUGAUGAUCUCCUGCUCUUCACAAGGGGCGACUUGUCUUCUAUUAAGGCUCUAUAUAGAUAUUUCCAGGAGUUCUCAGGAGCAUCAGGAUUACAGGAAAAUCUAGGAAAGAGUGCAGUAUAUUUUGGUGGAGUUUGUCAAGCCUCACAACACUCUAUUCUACAUCAUCUCGGAGUUGGGCUUGGAGAACUGCCUUUCAAGUAUCUGGGCAUUCCUUUAUCAACUAAGGUUUCUAUACUGCAAUGGAAGCCUCUGAUUGAUAAAAUUACUGCUAGAGUGUCCUCUUGGACUGCAGAAAAACUCUCUUAUGCUGGAAGAGUACAAUUAGUUCAAACUGUCCUUUUUGGUGUUCAAGCCUAUUGGGCACAAUUGUUUAUUAUCCUUGCUAAAGUUCUCAAAUCGAUUGAAGGUUAUUGUAUGAGUUUUAUAUGGUCUGGUACCAAUGAAAUUACAAAGAAGUUUCUUGUGGCUUGGCCUAGAGUCUGUUUGCCCAAAGCUUCUGGUGGGCUGAAAUUAAUCAAUCUGCAGUUUGGAAUAAAGCUGCAAUAG